AUGAACGAUGGAGAAAUUCCCUCCCCUUCUUCUUCAAAUCCACUCGAUAUUAACUCCCUUCGAAGUCGAAUUGGGGAGCUCAGAGAUUUUUAUGAAAAUUCGUAUAAUGCCCCUGAAAAUAGCCUGGAGGAGACGGAUAAAUUACUGAACGAGUGUGCUCUUGAGGUCGAGAAGAAUAUUAACCAAGUAGUCUCGGAGUCUUCGCAUUUAAGCUCGUUGCCCGAUGAAGACCUAGAUGAACUUUUUCAGCGUUUAAAGACCGAACUAAGUGCAGUGGAGGCCGAAAAUAUGAAAAUUGAUUGCGAAAUCGACGAGCUUUCGAGGAUAUAUGUGGAAGAGCUAGAGGGUAUAAGCUGUUCACUGAAUUUCAUUGAAUCGCAGAGCCUUGAGAAAGCAAAAGGAGAUAUGCUUACAGAUUGCUGUAACCAAACAGAGGAUGAAACAAACUUGUCUGCACACAAAGACACUAAGUUUAAGAUGCUCGUUCUCAGUCAUCAGAUUGAGAAUAACAAGACAACACUGAAGUCUUUGCAGGAUCUAAACUGCAUUCUCGAGAGGUUUGAAGCCGUAGAAAAAUUCGAGGAUACAUUGACAGGUGUUAAAGUAAUUGAAUUUGAAGAAAACUGCGUUAGAUUGUCCCUGAAGACGUACAUCCCAAAUGUUGAAAGUAUUAUUAGCCAGCAAAAGAUAGAAGGUGCCAUCGAUCCAUUAGAACUGAAUCAUGAAUUGAUAAUAGAAACUGUAGAUGGAACCUUGGAACCAAAAAAUGUUGAGAUUUUCCCAAAUGAUGUAUACAUAGGUGACAUUGUUGAUGCUGCGAAAUCUUUCAGGCAACUUUAUUCUCCAUUGUUAGUCAACGAGAACAGGUCUUCUUUGGAGUGGUUUGUAAGAAGUGUGCAAGAUAGAAUUUCUCUUUUUUCACUUAGGCGGUACGUGGUGAAGAGUGCAAAUACAUCGAGGCACUCAAUCGAAUACUUGGAUAGAGAAGACAUGAUAGUAGCACAUAUGGUGGGUGGUGUUGAUGCUUUCAUAAAGUUGUCUCAAGGCUGGCCAUUCUUGAACUCGGCAUUGGAAUUGAUAUCACUCAAGAACUCAAGUCAGUACUCAAAGGAAAUUUCUUUGAGCUUCCUUUGCAAGAUCGUGGAAGUGGCAAACUCGUUGAAUGCUAACUUGCGUCAGAAUAUAUCGAGCUUUUUGGACAGUAUAGAAGAAAUACUGAUGCAACAAAUGCGCGAAGAGUUACGGGCUGAUAAUAGUAGUGCCUCAAAGUGA
Molecule: messenger RNA, 1272 nt
Organism: Fraxinus pennsylvanica
Lineage: Eukaryota; Viridiplantae; Streptophyta; Magnoliopsida; Lamiales; Oleaceae
Source: the annotation of a GenBank genome assembly